Messenger RNA from Prosopis cineraria, 2781 nucleotides. RefSeq lists its product as uncharacterized. Gene Ontology annotation, biological process: RNA methylation. Bases 139 to 2613 code for a protein of 824 amino acids. NCBI's taxonomy places the organism in Eukaryota, Viridiplantae, Streptophyta, Magnoliopsida, Fabales, Fabaceae. The record is from RefSeq and is a predicted model, not a curated record. Gene Ontology annotation, molecular function: tRNA (cytidine-N5)-methyltransferase activity. The transcript is spliced from 15 exons.
UUAAGCAGGGACGUGCAGAACCCUAACCAAGGAGAAGGGUGGUUAACCCGAAGCAUAGCAUUGAUCGAAGUCGUAUUGGCCACUGGGAGUCCAAGUCAAGAACAAACCAAGCCGUUCAAGCCUUCAAGGAGCAGCAGUAUGGGCGGGCGAGGCAAGUCUCGCACCCAACGAAAGCAUUUCCGGCAGAGCAGAGAGAAUGAGUGGAAACGUUCAAAACCCGAUCCUUCUUCUCAAGACCCUGACUCCACCACCGACAAUCCCAAUUCUACUUGGACUCCCUUCGCUACUCAGAACUCUACUUUUGAUGAGUAUUACAAAGAGCAGGGCAUAGUACCUCCAGAAGAGUGGGAUGCAUUUGUUGCAGUUCUCAGAACCCCAUUGCCUGCUAGCUUCAGAAUUAACGCUUGUAGCCAGUUUUCUGCUGAUCUUAGGUCGCAAUUGGAGAAGGAUUUUGUGCAAACUCUUCAGGCUGAGGUUGUUGAAGGGGAUGAGGCAGAGGCCAUUAAACCUUUGCCAUGGUAUCCUGAGAAUCUUGCUUGGCAUUCAAACUUCUCCCGUAUGCAGCUGAGGAAGAAUCAAGCGCUUGAGAGGUUCCAUGAAUUCUUAAAGCUAGAAAAUGAAAUUGGAAAUAUUACAAGACAGGAAGCUGUCAGCAUGGUGCCUCCCCUCUUCUUGAAUGUGCAGCCAAAUCAUUUUGUGCUUGAUAUGUGUGCGGCACCGGGUUCGAAAACAUUCCAAUUGCUUGAGAUUAUACAUCAGUCAACUAAAACCAGUUCUCUUCCUGAUGGAAUGGUGAUAGCAAAUGAUCUUGAUGUCCAAAGAUGCAAUCUUCUCAUCCACCAAACUAAACGGAUGUGCACAGCCAACCUAAUCGUCACUAAUCAUGAAGCUCAGAACUUCCCAGGCUGUCGUUUAGUCAGAAAUCAUGAAUUGUUGGAACUAGAACAGCAUAUUGGCCAACUUUUAUUUGAUUGCAUUCUCUGUGAUGUGCCAUGCAGUGGAGAUGGAACCCUUCGCAAGGCACCUGAUCUUUGGAGGAAAUGGAAUACUGGAAUGGGCAAUGGGCUUCACAGCCUGCAAGUUCUAAUAGCUAUGCGAGGCUUAUCUUUACUUAAAGUUGGUGGAAGAAUGGUCUAUUCAACCUGCUCAAUGAAUCCAAUUGAGAAUGAAGCUGUGGUUGCAGAGGUUUUACGGAGGUGUGAAGGAUCUGUUGAACUUGUUGAUGUCUCAAAUGAGCGCCCUCAACUUUUGCGUCGGCCUGGUCUCAAGAGAUGGAAGGUACGCGACAAGGGCUUGUGGUUGGCUUCCUAUAAAGAUGUUCCCAUGCAUCGAAGAAGUGCAGUUCUUCCCAGCAUGUUUCCUUCUGGCAAAAAGUAUGAGGAUCUUGUUGACAGUAAUCAUAAGGCGGUGAUGGAAAAUGAUAUUGAUAAGGGUGUUUGUGUAAGCUCUGAAGACGGCAAUCGAGCAGCAGAGAACCCUGUGACUUAUAAGUUUAUUGAGGAAGUUUCUGAUUUACCACUAGAGCAUUGCAUGAGGAUAGUGCCUCACGAUCAAAACACUGGAGCUUUCUUUAUUGCGGUACUGCAAAAGGUUUCUCCUCUUCCAGAGAAACGCAAAAAUGGAAUUGAUAAGCAGCAUGGAGAACCAGAGAACCAGGACAUUGAGGAUUCAAAGGAAUUGCAGGUCGAUUCAUUAGAAAAUACACGUGAGGAAGCUUUGGAAGCGGUUAAUGUAAUUAAUAACAGACACAACACAGAAGAUUUGGAAGCUAGUCCUUCUGGUGCAUGUUUAGAAGGGGAUUCAGAGGAAGUGCAUAAGCCUCUUGAAACAGAAAGCAUAGUAAAAAUGACUCCAGGGAAAAGAAAGCUGCAGAUUCAGGGCAAGUGGAGAGGCGUUGAUCCUGUUUUCUUUUUCAGAGAUGAAGUCACUAUUAACAGCAUAAAAGAUUUUUAUGGUAUUGAUCAAAGGUUUCCAUUCAAUGGUCAUCUUGUCACUAGAAACAAAGAUAGAGGCCAUGUGAAAAGAAUUUACUAUGUCAGCAAGUCAGUCAAAGAUGUUCUUGAACUGAAUUUCUCAGUUGGGCAGCAACUCAAAAUAGCAUCCCUUGGUCUGAAGAUGUUUGAAAGACAGACAUCAAGAGAAGGAAGCUCAGCGCCAUGUGCUUUCCGAAUAUCAUCUGAAGGAUUGCCUCUUAUUUUGCCAUACAUUACUAAGCGAAUUCUUUGUGCAUCUCCUGGAGACUUCAAGCAUCUUCUGCAGUACAAAACAAUAAAAUUUGCAGACUUUGUUGAUGCCGGGUUUGGCAAAAAGGCAGAAAAUCUAACGCCAGGCUAUUGUGUGGUAGUUCUAAGCAAAGGGCGAAGAGAAGCAUCAGAAUUCAUUCAGGUGGACGAGUCUACCAUAGCCAUUGGAUGCUGGAAAGGUAGGGCCAGUUUGACAGUAAUGGUAACUGCCAUGGACUGCCGAGAACUGCUUGAAAGACUUUUAGUGAGAUUCGACACCGGAAAGGGUUCCUCCGUGCGUGAGAACAUGCCCUCCAGUAAUGCCUUUGAUGAAAUACAGGGCCCUAACGUCAUCGAUGACUCGGCAGCUACAGGAGGCGACGAUAGCUAAUAGGUUUACUUGCAUGCUUAUGAGUAACAUUAUCGUAAAUUUUAUUGCCAUCGUCUCCAUCAAGUUUUGUAAAACGAGGUUACAGUUUAGGUAUUGCUUCAACUUCAUAUUAUUAUUUUUUUAAGUCUUGUAAGUUAAAGAAAUUCUGUUUCUUCGGAAUUGCUUUGA